GCUCAAGUAGCUCUUAGCCAUUUAAUGUUGAGCACCUCGGAGAGAUGUGCUUUAAAAUUUGCAAGUUCUGCUGUCGUGGGCUCCUCCUUUUGGUGCCUGUUGUGCUGGCCUGGCUUUGGAGUGGCUUCCUAGAGCCGCCCGAGCUGGUGAGAACCGUGGGACAGAGUGAAUUUGCACGACCAGAGAACUAUGGCAAGUCGUUUGUUGUGACGGAGGAGCAUCGAAAAGAGUUCUUUCGGGAUGGUGCAACUCUGCUGAAAGGAGUACUCAGACCUGAGGUCGUCGAAAAGCUUCACAAGCUCAUUCUGGCCAAGGCUGAUGCGGGAUACUUCAAUAUGACAACCGCAUUUAACAUGUGGAUGGACUCGGAUGAACUCUUGGAUUUCUACCUUUUCGGACCCCUUGGCGGAAUUGCUGCCCAAUUCUUCAGCAGCCCAGAGUCUGUGACCAGCCACUUGCCACCAUCAGCUCAACUGCAACGAGAUUUUUUGAGCAGACGACAUCAAAACAAUGUGACAAAUGGCUGGCAUAUCGAUCGAACCGAAUGUCAAGGUGGCGAUCAGCCAUCCAAGUACACUUCUACAGCUCUCCCGAGGCUGGCUGUUCCUUUGGCGUUCAAACAAGGCGUGCGAGGCACACAAAUCCUGAACCAAAGUCAGUACGCUGCCGCCAUGCGAGAAGAAGAUUUUCAGCUAUACUGGGCCGGAAAGUCACCAUAUCGUCGAGAAGGUCGCUUUGAGCCGUGGUUUGGCUACGACUACAACACCAGUUUACCAGUCCUUCCAGGUGUCGAAUUGAAGAAAGACAUGAUUAUGGAGCCGUGGAUGGAUCCUGGAGAUGUGGUCAUUUUCAACACCUGCUUGUGGCAUCGAUCGCCUCCAUGGACUGGUCCUGAGGUGGAGUUUGCUCUCCAGCCGACCUUUGCACCCUCUUCCCAUGUCCCCAAAGAUCCGCCCAUUUUGAUGGAUUCGGGAGGAGGUUGGUGUGACCAUGGUCUUGGAGAGAAGUCGAUUGGCAGGGGCAACCCUUGCUUUCCCUUUGCUUUUCCAGAAACCAAACGCCCUUCCAAGGGUUCAACCUUGACCUUUCGAAGAUAUCCGACACCGCUACCUCGGCAUGUAGGAAUGAGCCUCCUGCGCAUCCUUGCAAUGGACAAGCUGCGAAGUGUUUGGUUCAGAUAGAACAGUAUGAAGGUUUGAGCUGAAGGAUUACUGUAAUGCUUCAGAGGGACGAUUGACCCUGCUUGCAGAGUCUCCAAUUCCACAUCAGUCUGUCCAGCUGCUUCCAGACUCUUGAGUCUCUAGGAAUCUCUUUACCCAAAAGUGUGACAUAUUCCGCAAACGCAAUAUGCCGCUUGAAAAGAGGUGGCACAGGAUAGUGGUUUGGAG
Messenger RNA from Durusdinium trenchii, 1388 nucleotides. The record is from the annotation of a GenBank genome assembly. NCBI's taxonomy places the organism in Eukaryota, Dinophyceae, Suessiales, Symbiodiniaceae.